Messenger RNA from Setaria italica (foxtail millet), 1546 nucleotides. RefSeq names its product serine carboxypeptidase-like 50. The transcript has a single exon. Gene Ontology annotation, biological process: proteolysis. Lineage: Eukaryota; Viridiplantae; Streptophyta; Magnoliopsida; Poales; Poaceae. The record is from RefSeq and is a predicted model, not a curated record. Bases 57 to 1445 code for a protein of 462 amino acids. Gene Ontology annotation, molecular function: serine-type carboxypeptidase activity.
GUAAGAAAGACUACGUUCAAGCACAGGCACGCAACAGCAUUCAGGCAACACGUACCAUGGCAUCUCCUCUCCCGUUUUCCCUCCUCGUCGUCAUUUUCCUCGCCCCCGCCGUUCAUGGCUCAGCCGCGGCGGCGGCGUUGUUCCCCAGAGAAGCCCUCCCGACCAAGUCCGGCUACCUCCCGAUCCCACCGGCGAACGCUUCUCUCUACUUCGCCUUCUACGAGGCCACCCACCCUGUGACCCCGCCGGCCUCCACGCCGCUCCUCGUCUGGCUCGAGGGCGGCCCCGGCGUGUCCUCCCUCGUCAGCAACUUCUUCCAGAUCGGCCCCUACACCUUCGCCGCCGGCCGCAACAACAGCUCCGCCCCCUUGUCGCCCAACCCUUUCGCGUGGAACCGCCGCUUCGGGCUCCUCUUCGUCGACAGCCCGCUUGGCACCGGCUACAGCUCGGCGCCGUCUCCCUCCGCCAUCCCCACCAACCAGUCCGUCGUCGCGGAGCACGUCCUCGCCGCGCUCCAGUCCUUCUUCGACGCCCAGCCGGCGGAGUUCCGCGCGCGCCCGCUCUUCCUCACCGGCGAGAGCUACGCCGGUAAGUCCAUCCCCGCGGCCGGCUCGCUCAUACUGGCCACGAACCCCGAGCUGCCGGAGCACCGGCGGAUCAACCUGCGGGGCGUGGCCAUCGGCAACGGCCUGGUCCACCCCGUGGCGCAGGUGGCCACGCACGCCGACACCGCCUACUUCAUGGGGCUCAUCAACGACAAGCAGAAGCGCGACGCCGAGGCGAUGCAAGCGGCGGCGGUGGCGCUGACCAACGCGGCGCGCUGGCGCGAGGCGUCGGACGCGCGGGCGCGUCUGCUGUCGUCGCUGCGGAACGCCACGGGGCUCGCGUCGCUGUUCGACGUGGCGGUGGAGACGUCCCUGGAGGCCGAGUUCGCAGGGGCCGCCGCCGUGGCCGAGGCGCUCAUGAACAGCGCCGAGGUGAGGGCGGCGCUGGGAGCGCGGCGCGCGUCGGAGGGCGGCUCGCCGUGGCAGCUGGUAAGCCCGGCGGUGGACGCGGCGUUCCACGACGACGUGAUGAAGAGCGCCAAGCCGGACGUGGAGGCGCUGCUCGCCGGGGCGUCGGCGCGCGUCCUCCUCUACGAGGGGAUCCGCGACGCGCAGGACGGGCCGGUGGCGGCGGAGGCAUGGCUGCGGGAGCUGGAGUGGGACGGGCUGGCCGCGUUCCGGGACGCCCCCCGCGCUGUGUGGCGGAGACGGAGAGGUGGCGGCGGCGGGCGAGGGAGGCUCGCCGGGUACGUGCAGAGGCACGGCGCGCUCGUGCACGUGGCCGUGUACGGGGCCGGGCACUUGGUGCCGGCGGCGCAGGGGCGGGCCGCGCAGGAGAUGAUCGAGGACUGGGUGUUCGACAAGGGCCUCUUCGGCGGCGACGCGGCGGGCACGCCAUAGAUUCAAAGACUAUAGCACGCACACGUCAUGUUGAUCUGAUCAUUUCAUGAUGUAUAUAUAACAAUAAAGCUCAGUGUGAGUAUUCCAAAUAAAUUAGGUUA